Molecule: messenger RNA, 214 nt
Organism: Pelobates cultripes (western spadefoot toad)
Lineage: Eukaryota; Metazoa; Chordata; Amphibia; Anura; Pelobatidae
Source: the annotation of a GenBank genome assembly
AUGGAGGCAAACCUGUGCCGGCCGGGCAUUCUGUCAUAUAAAUGCUCCGCAGUGAAGUUCCAGCGCUCGCACAUGCACUGCGAGCCAGAAGUUCACUGCUCACUUUUCGGCAGGGCUGCACCUUGCUGUGAGCUGGCUUGUGGUAUGAGCACAGGAGCCGGCAGGAGUCAUCAGCAGUGGUGGGGACGUGAGGAGCAGAGCCACGGAUACAAAG